UAAAUUUUCAAUUAUAAAUGAAAUAAUUUGAAUUAUUUAGCAAUAAUUAACAGGAGUGAUUCUAGAUUUUUGUUAACUAUCAUAUUUAUUAUUAAAUGAUAAGUUAUUAAUUUGAAUUGCGCUCAGAAAUAAGGUUUCAUAAAACGUGUGAAAAUUAACCUCAUUCUACGUUUUGAGAAUCUUUACUUAUUCUACAGUAUUCUAAAACAAACAAAUUAAAAUAAAUAAUGCAGCAUGGCAAAUACAGUCGAGGCAACAAUUGAAAUACCCUUUCCUUCAAAAGAAGUAGCAACAAUAGCAUACAAUGUUCUGAAAGUUGAUGAAGAGCCACCAAGGAGUCAAGUAACCAAGAAGUUAUCACAGGAAGAGAACAUCUUAAAGGUUGUGUUUCAUGCUAAACUAGCCAAACAUGUCAGAGUAGCAUGCACCAGCUUCUUUGACAGUCUCAACCUCAUCAUCGAUACCAUAAAUUUCACUGGUUUACCUCAACAUUCUGGAUACUCAUAUCCUUAACCAUUCAAAAUGCCAGAACACAUGCCAGGACCAACACCCAGCAGAGGUGUCUAUGGAUUAGCCAUGCACCUUGCCUUUCAAAUAACAUUCAUUGCCUUCAUCAUCUGGGCAGCUGUACCAGAGAAAUGGUUCCAUGAUCUGGGCAUUACAU
This is a messenger RNA of Dalotia coriaria, 664 nucleotides long. It is a transcript of the gene Tcs6, whose product is annotated as Threonyl-carbamoyl synthesis 6. The transcript is spliced from 3 exons. Gene Ontology annotation, cellular component: EKC/KEOPS complex. The coding region runs from base 235 to 513 and encodes 92 amino acids. Lineage: Eukaryota; Metazoa; Arthropoda; Insecta; Coleoptera; Staphylinidae. The record is from RefSeq and is a predicted model, not a curated record.